Rhododendron vialii is the source of this 4085-nucleotide messenger RNA. RefSeq lists its product as uncharacterized. The record is from RefSeq and is a predicted model, not a curated record. Lineage: Eukaryota; Viridiplantae; Streptophyta; Magnoliopsida; Ericales; Ericaceae. The coding region runs from base 2906 to 3493 and encodes 195 amino acids. The transcript is spliced from 2 exons.
CUUUCCUCCCCCAACUUCCAAACACAGCGUUUUAUGUCCUCAGACUCCCUUCCACUCUUCCAAUGAGGAAGAUGCGUCGAAUGGCAGCUGUUGCAGUGAUCUCUAACCCUAGAAGCAAUGAUCUCUAACCCUAGAAUGGCUUACAAUUAAUGAAGAAAAGGUAUAUUCUUUAAAUGCGGUUACAAAGCGGAUGUCGCUACCUUCAACACUCUAAUAAACAGGUAUAUUUUACAACACUUGUGAUGCUGUGAAAUUGUUCCUAAGGUUGAUAAAAGAUUGAGAUUUCCUACCUAAUGAGGUUACUUAUGCGACCAUCAUAAAUGGGCUUUGUAAACUUGAAAACACUACAAUAGCUAUACAGUUGGUCAGUAGUAUGCAAAACUGGAACUUUAAGUCUACUGUUGUGAUGUAUAGCACAAUCAUCGACAGACCUUUGUAACGAUGGAAAGGUGGAUAAUGCGUUGAGCCUUUUGUCUGAGAUGAGAGAGUGGGAUGUUAUGCCAAAUGUGGUAACCUAUAACUCUUUGGUUGAUGGGUUAUGCAAAACAGGUCGACAAAUGGAUGCCACAAGAAUGUUGAGAGACAUGAUAGUGCAAAAUAUAUUUGGUAAUGUUAUAACAUAUAAUAUUUUGGUAGAUGCACAUUAUAAAGAGGGAAAGACUAAAGAAGCACAGAAAAAUACUUGCAAUCAUGAUUCGAAGGGUAAGGAACCCAAUGUAGUCACUUACAGUGCACUUAUGGACGCGCGGUUAAUGUUGGCAAGGACACAUGGACAAAGUAAAAGAAGUGUUCAACUCCCAAGUGGACAAGGUGUUAGUAAUUUAUUUUAAUCAACAGGUAUCUGUAAUCUUAACGUGUGGAAAUUAUUAAGUAUUUAAUAUCAUGGAGCUCGUAAUAUAAUUGAGAUAAGGACGGAAGUGCAAUUAUAAUUUUGUAGUGGAGUGAAUUAUAAUUAGUGAAAUAAGAAAUAGAAUCCUAGUGGGAUUAGGUUUUUUUAUUUACACUAGGAGCCUAGACUUAUUACUCCUUAGGUCCCUAUCGUAGCCCUAUAUAUACAUGUUAUGCUCUCUAGGUCAGAUUGAUGUUUUUUUUUCUAUUAUUCAAUAAAUAGAGGCAGGCUUAGAGAGAGCAAAUAGAUCACGAAAGAGUCCACACUCAGUUUGUGUUCUAGACAUACAAGGAAUAUGAUAGAAGAUCGUAAGGUACGGUCGAGCAGUAUUUGUGGUUUAUAGCAAGGCGUGCUAUAACAAGUUCAACCAGCAUUCGUGUCGCAGGGAGUUGAGAUAGAACCCUAAUUCCGCCUUGUAGGAUUUUACAAUUUUUGUUGUCUAAUCUGUACGCGUCAUUACUAGGUCUUGGGGAUUCAGUUUCCCAAUAGUGGUAUCAAAGCAGGCUGUAAUCGCGCGUAUGGAUUAAACAUACCAUGUUGUCUGUAGAUUAUAGAGGGUAGAACAUAGAACUGUGCUAACCCUUGUUUUGUAGCAUUCUUACCCAGCUAUUAUGAUCACAUCUUUUUUUGUUGAUUUUGUGUGAUUGGAUCCCACGAUAAUUUUUUCGUGGUUAUUGUUAUUUAUUGGGUACCACAAUUAUUUUUCGUGAUUGUAAUAAUUAACGUAGCAUGUGUUAUUUAUUGGGUGCCAUGAUUAUUUUUCGUGGUUGUAAUAAUUAACGUAGCAUGUGAACUCCAUUGGAGGCAUAAGAUCGAUGUUUGUAUGUUUCUUCGAUUGUAAUAGCAUUCGACAGUUAUUCGGAGAUCGAAGAUGGUAAAUACAAAAGAUACAAGUUGUUUGGCUCGCAACAGAUUUUUUUCCAGAUUCGUGGGGUCUAAUUGCAGGGCUGUUUCGACCCAGUAAGUAUUAGAAUUAGAAAAUCUGUUCUUCACGAAAGUUGUAGAUAAUUGAAUUUUGAAUCCAACCCAAUUUGAAUCACUUAAAUUGAAGGUCAGAUGAGGAAGAUAUGGUCAAAAUACUGAAGGCUGUGAGUUUACGCGGGAAUAUGUCAAAUCCGAAUUUUCUUGCCUAAGCACAGUUGGAUUUUGGUUUUCUUGGUUGAUUCAAAUUAUCUCAGCCUUCCACACAAGUAUAGCUGAAGAAUUUCAAGUUUGGAAAGAUUGCUUAAGGAUUUCAAGUUUAGAAGGAUUCCUUGUUGUUCAAGGAUUGCAUCUUUGACCAUAAUAGCUGGAUUCUUUAUCUUGUGUUUCCUUAUUAUUUUUGUUUCCAUAUUGUUUGCAUAUGUGAUAGUUUACCAUAUUGGGACAACAUGGUAAUAUAUAGCCUUUGACCUAGAUCACGUUUUUUUUUUCAAACUCAAAAAUUUUGAUAACCCUCACAAAUUUUUUUUUUUAAAUAACUAAGUGGGAGAUGGAGUUUAUUUUUAUAAAUCCCACAGUUUCCAUUGCUAGUAUGUAGAUGAUGUAAUUAAUUUUGUGUGAUGGUUUUAGAACCUUCCCCCCUCAUCAGGCAAAAUUAAUUAUGGCCUCAUCGGUACAAACUUCCUUAAAGGAUAGGUCUAUGAUAAUUGUUGUGUGAAUUACUUCUCCGUCAGAGGUAAUUCAUAACGGAACAAUGGGUUAUGGGGCUAGGUAAUGGUAUACACUUAGCUGUAAAUAAUAGUAUCCUCACCAUCUGAGUCACUAUUAUUAUUUAUAGGGCCAAAGCUAUAUUGGCUAUUUAAUUUUGCUUGGCAUGGUAUAGUGUCUAGAUAAUAAAAUUAAAAGGUUGUGCCUAUCUACACAAAUGAUAAAGAGUAGAGGACUUCCCAUCGAGGCAUGCUCUACAUGGUGUGUAAGGUUGCCAAUGUUUUUCUUUUAACAUAUGGAAGAGGGAACCAAUAUUAAAAUGAAAUUCAAAGUUUUUAUUGCCCUUCAUAAUUGAUUGUUAUAUUAUUUUAUUCUCAGAUUCAAAAAAUGGGCUCUUUCAAUCCACUUGCCAUUAUUCUCAAAGAAAAUAAACUUACUGGACCAAAUUAUGUUGACUGGAAAAGAAACUUGGAUAUUGUGUUAACUGCCGAGGGCCACAAAUAUGUGUUAUCUACGGCGUGCCCUCCUAUACGUGAAGAGAAUGCCACAGAACAGGAAGCAAAGCCUUAUAAAGAUUGGGUUAAGGCUGAUGAGAUGGCGCGGUGUUAUAUUCUGGCUUCUAUGUCGAAUAUAUUGCAACAUCAGCAUCAAGCUAUGGAAAUUGCUUCCGAUAUGAUGGUGAACCUCAAAGAAAUGUUUAGGGAUCAGAAUCGGACAGCAAUGCUAGUUUCUAUGAAAGAAUUUGUGAGCAUCACCCAUGUUGAAGGGACCCCGAUUAGGGAUUAUGUUCUAAAGAUGAUAGCUCUUCUUAAUGAACUAGAGAUCUUUGGAGCCGAAAUUGAUGGGGAAACCCAGAUCGAUUUCGUUCUUAACUCGUUGCAAUUUGAGAGUUUUAAGCAGUUUCGCCUGACUUAUUCUAUGAACAAAAUGCAUUUAUCUUUGGCGGAACUUCUUAAGAAACUCCAAGCAGCUUAGGGUCUUUUGGUUGUGAAGAAACCACCAUCAGUGUUAGUGACAGAGAAUGCUUCUACUUCUAAGCUGAAAGGAAAGAAGAAGCAGAACAAGUCUCAGAAAAAAGGUUGUGGAGGGAGUUCAUGCGCCUCAAGGUAGAGUAAAAAAGCCUGCUGGCAAGUGUUUUCACUAUAAGCAGCAAGAACACUGGAAGAAGGAAUGUCUAUUCUAUCUCAAUAAAAUGAAUAAUCAAGAUAGAUCUUUUCGCUAGUCGUUGAAUCAUGUUUAGUGGUGUUAUCUACUAGUACCUGGUGUGUAGAUAUGGGAGCCACUAAUCAUAUCUGCAAUUUGUUGCAUAGGUUCCAGGAAACCAGAAGACUCAGUAAUGGGGAGAUUUAUCUACAUAUGGAAAAUGCUACGAGAGUGGCAGCAGUUGCAGUAGGAAAUGUUUUUUUUUUAAUUUUAGUAGUAAUAGGAGUUUAAUUUUAAGAGAUUGUCUUUAUGUUCUCACACUUAGAAGAAACUUGUUUUCAAUUUCUAAGUUGAUUAAAGAUGGAUAUUUGAUUUAUUUUAGUAACUUUGUGGUUAUUAAGUUAAAUAAACAUCUUAUCUGUUA